Penicillium taxi is the source of this 2268-nucleotide messenger RNA. It is a transcript of the gene chsD, whose product is annotated as chitin synthase D. Gene Ontology annotation, molecular function: chitin synthase activity. NCBI's taxonomy places the organism in Eukaryota, Fungi, Ascomycota, Eurotiomycetes, Eurotiales, Aspergillaceae. Gene Ontology annotation, cellular component: cell septum; cell periphery. Bases 1 to 2268 code for a protein of 755 amino acids. The transcript is spliced from 3 exons. The record is from RefSeq and is a predicted model, not a curated record.
AUGGAACAGUACGCAUACUCAGUGGCUUCCCCAGGGGUUUCAGAGCAAUGGCCGACUAGGGAUAUUGUCUUCAUGUCGAUUAUGGGCCCGUUAAUGGCAGCGGCCUUCUUUGAGUGGUUCCUAUCGCUUGGUGCGUUCAUUUACUGCCUGUUCAAGGUAUACCAGAAGGCCGACCAUUGGUCAAUUAGGGCUAUGGCGGUGGUGAUGUUGAUUUUGUUCACCGUGCUUCGACUUAUUUUCCUUCCGAUAAUGAUCAUGACUCUGCCGCUGCCACCCCAGAUCACAAAAUACUUUCCACCAAACUUGGUGUGGUUUCUGCAGUGGUUCGCUUUCUGGGCUUUCUCGAUACUGCUCAUAGGACCAUGGCUCUUUUGCAUUUACAGACUUGUCACUGGCUCGUUGGGAAGAACGAAGAGAAUCAAGGAAGUGCUCGAUGAUCGGACCGCCCCGAAGACCGUGGUCGUGAUACCCGUGUACAAGGAGGGACCUGAAGUCCUCAUCAAGGCCAUCAAUUCCGUAGUCAACUCUGAUUACCCGUCCGCUUGCAUUCAUGUUUUUCUUUCAUACGACGGCGCCGCAGUUGACGAAUCUUACUUGCGAGUCAUUCACUUUCUUGGAAUCCCUGUUGCGAUGAAAAUCUACCCUGACAGUAUCGAUAUCAUUUACAAAGGAAUUCGGAUCACAGUCUCUCGUUUCAAACACGGUGGAAAACGACAUUGCCAGAAGCAAACUUUUAAACUCAUUGACAAGGUCUAUAAGCAGUAUUUGAAACGACACGAUGAUCUUUUUCUCUUAUUUAUUGACUCUGAUUGUAUCCUGGACCGGUAUUGUCUGCAGAAUUUCAUGUAUGACAUGGAGCUCAAACCUGGUAGUAAGCGUGAUAUGCUUGCCAUGACUGGUAUCAUUACCUCCACCACAAGCAAUAAUUCCAUCCUCACGAUACUUCAAGACAUGGAAUACAUCCACGGUCAGCUUUUCGAACGCUCGGUUGAGUCUAGUUGUGGAGCUGUGACCUGUCUACCCGGAGCACUGACAAUCCUAAGAUUCUCGGCCUUUCGCAAGAUGGCCAAGUAUUACUUCGCAGAUAAGGCUGAGCUGUGUGAUGAUCUGUUUGACUUCGGAAAGUGUCACCUUGGAGAGGAUCGCUGGUUGACGCAUCUCUUCAUGAUCGGCGCAAAGCAACCAUACCAGAUUCAGAUGUGUACAGGUGCCUUUUGCAAGACGGAAGCCGUUCAAACUUUUAGUAGUCUGCUGAAACAACGACGUCGCUGGUUUCUGGGCUUCAUCACUAAUGAAGUGUGCAUGAUUACUGACGUUCGACUUUGGAGGCGUUAUCCACUGCUUUGUCUAGUCCGUUUCAUGCAGAACACCGUUAGAACGACUGCACUCCUAUUCUUCAUGAUGGCGCUUUCUCUGAUGACAACCUCGAAGAGAGUGACUGAUAUCCCAGUCGGUUUCAUCGGUAUCUCUUUCGGUCUCAACUUCUGUCUGAUGUUCUACUUCGGCCUUUGCCUGAAACGAUACAAAGCUUGGCUUUAUCCAUUGAUGUUCAUCUUCAAUCCAUUUUUCAACUGGAUCUAUAUGAUGUACGGGAUUUUCACCGCGGGGCAGCGGACUUGGGGUGGGCCUCGAGCUGAUGCAGCAGCCGCAGACUCCCAUACCACUCCCGGGGAAGCUAUUGCAAUUGCAAUAAAUCAAGGCGAUGAAUUGAACGUGGAUGUGGACACAUUCCGUACAAGUCUGGUGCGCCGACCAUCCGUGCCGGUUCGCCCUUCAAAUCAUAUCGAUGGGCGAUUUGCACCCGCUAAGCAGAUCCUUGAUGGAUUCUAUGUUGACAGUAACAGCAAUAGCGUGCUCACACCACUGCACACACCACUGCCUAGUGUCCAUCGAUUGAACAUCCCAGAUCAGUUUAGUAAUUCGGUAGACUCUCUUGCUAGCGGCUCUUCAGACGCUUUCUCCAUGUCAAUCUUCAUGCAGACCCCUAACGUGGAACGUCUGAUGAACUUGGAAGACCAACGGAAGUUGCAUUGUGCCCGCCAAUCUCUCGUGUCGGAAAAUAUGCCAGUCACCGCCAAUACGGAGGAUGAGGCAGGUCCCACCUGUGACGAAAUCUGGUCUUCUGCAGACGAUCCUUUCCUGGUUGUUCAAGGAACAGCCCAUACCCCGGCUGUGACAGUCCAUGGUGAUUUAAGCGAUUCUACUUCCGAACAUCAAGAGAGCCUGUUCCAGCGCAUUCAUCACAAUGGUCCGUAUGAGAUGGUCUAA